AGUCGUAUACAUUUUUAACAGAGUGUUGAUAAAUUGUCCCUAAGCGUAAUUCACUCCUUUCUAGCUAUAUAUAUGUAUACUCUCCCCGGCUGCACGGUCUCAACCCAGCAACCUGGUUGCUAUGAACUGAGUAAAACUCCGACUGAUUGGCCGGUGGACCGACAAACGACCAAUCAACGCAUAUGUCCUUUGAGGGUGCACUGAGUGCGCAGGCGAGUUUGUCGGCCCGAGGCACCGGGAGUCUGAUUAGAGUGAGUAGGGAGGGGUCGAAUUAUCUGAAGAAUAGCGCAAACCGGGAACGGUGGUGGAGGAGAAAGAAAAUGUUCCUGGUUGGCCUGACAGGUGGGAUUGCUUCAGGGAAAAGCACAGUUGCUGCUGUGUUCCGUGAACUUGGGUGUCCGGUUGUGGAUGCUGAUCAGAUAGCAAGACAGAUUGUUGAGCCGGAUUCUCCAGCAUAUUGGGCAAUAGUUCGCUCGUUUGGUGAGGAGAUCCUGUUGGAGGACAGAAAAAUCAACAGGGAAAAACUGGGCAACAUCAUCUUCUCUGAUGUGGAAAAACGUCAGCUGUUGAAUUCCAUCACUCACCCAGCAAUCCACAAAGCCAUGCUCAAACAAAUCUUUAAAUACUUUAUACGAGGAUACCGCUAUGUUAUCCUCGAUGUUCCACUCUUGUUUGAGACUAACAAGUUGCUCAGGUUUAUGAAGCAUACUGUUGUUGUUUACUGUGAUCCUCAGAGCCAGCUGACCCGGCUGAUGAAACGAAAUCAUUUAACGCAGGUGGAGGCAGAGCACCGCAUUGGUGCCCAAAUGCCAUUGGAGCAGAAGCGGAAGCUGGCAAACCAUGUGAUCGAUAACUCUGGGGACAGUGCCAGUACUUAUCGGCAGGUUUGCAAACUGCACUCUCAGCUUGAAGACUCACUGGACUUCUUAGCAGUCCGGUUACUAGCUUUGGUCACUCUGACCGGAAUCGGAGGCCUUCUCUGCAUGUUUAUAAAAAGUUCUUUUGACCCUAUCUACUGCUGUUUUUCUGUUUGUAUCCUAUGUCCAUUGACAUGACAUGAAAUGACAUGACCAGAAGUCCUUGGUUUCAAUACACACAGAUGAGAAAAACCACAUUUUCAGCUGGGACGACACUAUUAUCAUUGAACAAGCCAAACAGAGGACAGCCAGGGAAUUCUUGGAGGCUUGGCAUUCAUCUGCAGACUCCAUCAACGAACACAUUGAAUUAGAUUUGAUUAUACUGACCAUUACAAUGCACAGCUAGAAUGGCACCUACUGGAAGCAGCAAAAGCCAGACCAUAAAAAUUUGAACUGGCACAGGACAACAGUGCUUCACAGGAGGCUCCACAGCACUGAGGAUGUGACCUAGUAAGGGAACGAAGUGUCUGCUAUCAAACCUCCCAGCUCAGCGAACACACCAACAUCUACAGGCUAUAACUGUGGUGAUUUUAUCAGCUGGCAAUCCCACUCUUGAGCACUGUCCUGCCAAACCUGCUGCAAAGUGUGCUUGCAUGUUGAGUCAGGAGAUGAAAACAAAGUUGCUGGAAAAGCUCAGCAGGUCUGGCAGCAUCUGUGGAGGAGAAAACAGAGUUAACGUUUUGGGUCCGGUGACCCUUCCUCAGAACUGAGCAUUGAUCCAAGCUCUGAAGCAGAAAGUCCAUUGAGCUGCGCUAAGAUGAACACUUGAUUACUUUCUGUUCUGAAGGAGCAUGGUACUGAUGCAGUGAGUUGGUAGCUUGACAAUUCCAGGGCCAUAAGUUGAGUGUGCCAGUCUUUGUGUAAAAGCCUCAGAGAAGAGCCAUUCAUCUUACAUUGAUCUGAUUAAAUCUGAAUGGGAUUGAGGCUACAUUUUAAAUGUUUACAAGAAAGAACUUGGGGCCAUAAGUUCGUUGGGUGAGUGAAGCGAGUUUGAUUCAGCAAUAUUUCUCUGUGCACUCUAAGCUUGAGGGACUUGUUUUCUACCCAAGUGUGAAGACAAUAAUGAGCCCAGAAGGACCAAACUGUGAUAUUCAUGAACCAUAAGCAGACUUAUGGCUUUUCUUCAUUAUGGAGACACUGUAUUGCAUGCAGGUUUAGUUUGCCAAAUAUGUUACUAGGAUGUAGCUGAGUGAAUUGGACAGGGCAACGACCACAGUUUUGAUAGAAUCCUGGCAAUAGUGCUGUCAACCUGCAUGAUUGCUCCCAUAACCAGGCUAUUGCAUUGCAGUAAUGACACUGGCGCCUAUCCAAAAAUGUGGGUGAUUGUCGGUUAUGUGUUAUCCAUGCAGAAACAACAAAUUUAACCCAGUUGGAUACCACCGUAUCAGUGAUCAAGCAAAGUGAAGAAUCGCGAAUUAUACAAUUAAGAACUUAAACUCACCAAUAAGCUGUUCCCCUGACACUAAACUCUGGUCAUGCACAUAGUUUCAGAUUGCCUCAUAGCCUUAUUCUAACUGAUAAUCACAGAACGCCCACCAUGUCUAUGACAAAUCUCUGUUGGAGCAAGAACUGCUCCCUGUAAACCUUUACAUCCUUCCUUUUCAGGUAAUAAUUCAAUUCCUUCCUGAAAACCUCGCACCUUCUCUAAACUUUCAAAUGGUGUAUUGCAGAUCCUAAACACUGUAAAAGAAAUAUUUUUCUUAUGUUGCCAUUGUUUCUUCGUCAUCUGCCUUGAACCUGUGCUCUGGUUCUUGAUCCUUCCACCGAUGGAAACGUUUUCCCCCAUUUGCGCUGUCCAAACCUCACGUGAUUUUGAACACCCCUUAUCAAAUUUUUUCUCAAUCUCCUCUUAAGGAAAACAAUUCCAGUUUCAUUCAUUAACCUACAUAUCUGAAGUUGUUAAUUCUUGGAGCCAUUCUUAUGAAUCUUUUCCAAAUUCUCUCUAGUAGGUAGUGGAAUGUCCCUUUUAAAUAAAUAACAACUCUUCUGGAACACUAAAAGUGAAAUUGGCCAACUGAACAGCAUGUUGGGAAGGGAUCCAAGAUAGUAAGCCGGGAAGCUUGCAGAAUUCACUGUCAAAUUGGAUCAGAACUGACAGACAUGCAAGCCAUUUACUUUGUUUGACUUUAUUAAAUAGAAUAGAGACAAAAAAAACUGCAGAUGCUGGAAUCCAAGGUAGACAAACAGGAAGCUGGAAGAACACAGCAAGCCAGGCAGCAUCUGGAGGAAAGGAGAAGUCAACGUUUCGGGUAUUACUCUUCUUCAGGAGUCAGUUCUUCAGUCCUGAGGAAAGGUAAUACAUGAAAUGUUGACUUCUCCUUUCCUCCAGAUGCUGCCUGGCUUGCUGUGUUCUUCCAUCCUCCUGUUUGUCUAUAUUGAAUAGGUGUUGAUGAGACAAUGCUGAGAGGUUUCGGAUAGAACAAUGUGUCGAGAGUUUCAAUAGAACAGUUUUUGAGACUGUCCGGCUCCUCAGGUCAGCUUAGCCAAUAGGGAAAUUAUAAUAUCUAUUACUGCCUUUUGUAACACCCUUUCUGGGACAGAAACUCAUUGACUAGAUUAACUGAAUUAUGUUACUUACUGUAUCAAACUGUUGUAACUUGGUAGCAGGAAUCUACAUGUCAGUUACCAUGUCAACAUUGUAAACAAUAGUAAGCUACUGUAUUUAUGUAUAGCCCAGAGAACUAUAUUUAAAGGGACCACUUGAAUCAAAGGGGCUGACACCCCAGUGACAAAGUCAGCCCAACGAGCAGGAACCAUGCAAGAGAGAGAGCAACAGCCUCAACCUCAGUUCAGCUGCUGUAACUGGGGUAGUAUAACCCUCUUUACCAUCUUGUGCUUCCAAAGCAGAUUUUAAACCAGUGUUACCACAGUGUGGAGCUGGAGGAACACAGCAGGCCAGGCAGCAUCAGAGGAGUUGAAAAGUUGACGUUGCGGGUUGGGACCUGAAGAAGGGUCCCGAUCCGAAACAUCAACUUUCCUGCUCAUCUGAUGCUGCCUGGCCUGCUGUGUUUCUCCAGCUCCACACUUUGUUAUCUCUCAUUCCAGUAUCUGCAGUUAUUACUAUCUCUGAGUGAGUUUAAACCAGUGUGACAGUAUAGCAAUUUAAGAACUAUAUGGUUACUCGGGAAAUAGAGGGAAAGGCACGUUUCAAAGAAUUUCAUGUAUAUAUCUUGUCUUUCAAUGAUAGCUUACCAUAAGAUGUGGUUUAUUAUGUCUAACGAGCAAGUAAAUCAGACACGAAAACAAUGCUUACAUUUUUGGCACCCAAAGUGUGACUCGAGUAUAAGUGAUUUAACCCUCCGCAUGUGAACCAUAAGCCUGGGGCUUUAUUUCUCCCCGUUGUUUCCCCUUGAGCUGGUUGUUAAGAAGGCAGCUGCCCCUUGUGAAGGCUAACAACGAAGGAACGAAUGAGAAUCCAGACCGAUCGACCUGUAAUUGGGCUAUAAGCCAAUGUUCUGAACAGUAGAACAAACAACUGGGAGAAGUUGGAAAGAGGUGUGGCAAAUUCUGAAGUCAAGCCUGGAGAAGGGGAUUAAAACCUAUCUCCUGGUAGUGUCAGAAGGGUCAAACAUGCUUUUUUCUGACACGCCUCAGAUUUAGAGGGACUGGAACAGGAAUUUAGUCUAAGCCGGAUCCCAAACACAGUUGAUUCCCAAAUUCUUGACAAAGUUGGACAGGAGGCAGAUACUGGGUCACCAACCUGAGUAAAAGAAGCCAGAUACAGGGUGAGAGACUUGCAAAGUAGUAACAGACAGGAAGAGACCAGGAGGGUGACAUUCGGACCCAGAGCAGCAGAAUGGCGAACCAUAUUCCUCUGUCAGUUUCACCUAGUAAGAGCAAUUUAUAGAGUAAGAGCACUGGGGUAAAUCCCUUUCUCGGUAUUAAACUGGUCGAAAUAUCUGUAAUGAAAUAAUGGCACCAAAAGAACAUGAGACAUAGUCUGUGUUCAUCCACAAGCUCACCACAAAAUGUUGAGGUCCAUAGCAAAACAGUUCUUCACUUUCCCUACAGGGUCCAAGAGCCAGCUUAAGUUGUGAGGAGAAUACACUAAGAGUAACGUAAAGGAUAAAGUAAGAAAGGAAAUUGCAAUAGCAAGCGCUAUAACUGAAAUGGAAAUCUUGUGGCAGCCUGUCAGUAUCCUGCAGGAAGAGAAAGCUGCAACGGAUAGAAAAGUUGAAGAAUUGACCAAAGGAGGUAGAGGACAAAUGGUACACAGUGCAGAUGAUUUGAUACUCGGUUGGAGGGUCAGCAAAUUAUGAUUGACAGCUUGGAUCAUCAGAAAAAAAGGGUAGAAUUAUUAAGAUAGCAGGACCAACAGUAAGUCACCCAAGUGUGAGACCAGUGUGAAGAUCUACAGAGCAGGAUAUGGGUAGUACACCCCAGAAGUCAACUAUAACUUCUGGAGGCAAUGGCCUAGUGGUAUUAUCACUGGACUGUUAAUCUAGAGACCCAGAUAACAUUCUGGGGACCCGGGUUCGAAUCCUGCCACAGCAGUUCGUGGAAUUUGAAUUCAAUAAAAUAUCUGAAAUUAAGAAUCUAAUGAUGACCAUGAAUUCAUUGUCAAUUGCCAUAAGAAUCCAUCUGGUUCACUAAUGUCCUUUAGGGAAGGAAAUUGCCGUCCUUUAGGGAAGGAAAUUGCCAUCCUUACCCGGUCUGACCUACAUGUGACUCCAAACCCACAGUAAUGUGGUUGACUCUGAACUGCCCUCUGGGCAAUUAGGGAUGGACAAUAAAUGCUGCCUAGCCAGUAGACGUCCUCAUCCCAUUAAUGAAUAAUGAAUAAAGAAAACAAAACCCAGCAAGUAAAAAACAGGAGACUGCACAAAAAUACUUAAGGGAGAUUGAGCAGUUAAAAGCGCAGCUUCAAGCAAAGCAGAGCAUAGCUUGUGCUUUUUUGAACAAAAGCGGCAAGAAUGAACCCAUUGGGAUACUCUCUGAGGCAAUCUGGCAGGACAGCUGUGGGAUCAGAUAUGACCACUAGCCCUAGUGGUAAUCUGCAAUAUCAUAACCCAAGCAAUAGGUUUUACACCCCAACUGCUAACCAAAAACAAAUACAUUAAACAAUUUCUGGGGAGACCAGAAAAGGGGUGAGUAUCGUGGAUUGGGGAAGGCAAGACAAACUCAUUACAUUCUGUGGAACAAAAACAUGAACCCCAUAGACUAUAAAUCAGGGGACACAGUGAUGCUUAGAGUGUUCCAACUCAGAACCAGAUACACUGGGCCUUACCCCAUCAUUGAAAAAUGGAGUCUUUCAGUCUACAAAUUACAGCUGGCAGUAGGCAAACAGGGAGGGUACCAUAUAAACCAGUUCAAGGGGCAACCAAUAUAUUGUCCACACUCAGCCCAUGUACAGAUUGAUGCCCUCAAACAGGAGACUUGGGCUGAGGAGAAUCAAACCAGUGGACACUGCUUCCCCAUCUAACAGAGCACCCAGCGCCACUCCCCCGCCUCCUCAGAGUUCUUCCCCAUCCCAUACCUGAACAGGGUCACCGGACCUGAAAUGUUAACUCUGUUUUCUCCUCCACAGAUGCUGCCAGACCUGCUGAGCUUUUCCAGCAACUUUGUUUUUGUUUGGAGCAUGAGCACUGUCAGGUGAUGGCAGUGAUCUGAAUAUUAAAAUGAGAUGGGUGAUGGUAUUCGGAUUUUAACAUUUAGUGGGAUUUUAAGCUUUAAAAUUUCCUUUCAUUAAAAUGAGACGGAGACUCAGAGAUUAAACCAUGGUACAGAAAGUACAUUUGAUUUUUUUUCAAGUAGCCUAUAUCUCAAGGAUCUUUACAAGUGACGAGAUGGAUUGCGUUCAACAUGUUCUCUGACAUUUGUAUCGUUAUUGGUGUAUAUGUAGUUACUGUAUUGCCCGUUGUAUGGGAAGUGGAGAUACUCUGCUGUGGUUUGCUCUACCGAAGCGGCGAUACGCAAAGACGGGAUUCUAUGGGUUCACCCAGCAUAAACGGUCACUUUUAGUUGUAGUGACCAACUCACUGUGCACAGGAAACCCAACAGGAGAUCCACUCUUUGUUAUAUCAGCAUAAGGAUUGGUGGGGAAUUUCUACAAAUGGGUGCAGAGGUUAGGGCUGUUUAGCCCACAACCCAGAGAAGGGCUGAGAAACAGGGCAUCGGUGCCCAGGGAAGCCAAAUCAGGACAGUUCAUAGAAUGAGAUUUAAAAUGGACCAGACCAGCAGUGAGGGCCCCCUCCCAGCUUGAUCUGACAUUACCCCUGGUCCAUGGAACAAACUUGUAUUAAAACCGACAGGCAAGAUCCUGUUUGACAGGAUCCAUCAUGAAUUGCUGCCUGAGAUCAUGGAUAUAACAGGAAUUCACCGAGCAGCACAGUGCCCUUCCCUGCUUCACAAGUUGUACCUGCCCCUGACUCAGAGAAUCCUGGGACUGGGGAUGGGGAGCUACAAAGGCAAGCCUAGACAAGCUGAGUAUUCGCAGGAACUGAGACCUGAUCAACAACCUAGCUACUGCUUAUGGGGCAGGAUUGCUGACUGUUAAUACCCAUGAUGUGGCUGAUCUGGAUACCACGCUCAGAGUCUUGACCCAACAAGUUAAACAUGCCUUGGAGGGAAUAAACGAGGAUGACCAGCAGGGUGCUGCGAGAGACGACUUGGAACCAAGCUAGUCACCACCUAGUGAUCAUACUUAAAGGCCAUGCAAAACUAUCAGGUCAUUCAGCACAAGAUCAUUGCUGAGAGCAGUCAGCAAACCUGCACCCUGUGCAGCAUCCAUGGGAACUACAGGAUUGAGCAGCUGAGACUGGAUCUCAGUCAGGCCAGACAGGGGGGAGUGCCAGCCUGGCUCAGUGAUGAACAGCUGGAGCCCCUGGUUCAGAAACAAAUUACAUGCAAGCAUCUUCCUGAGACACCUGACCAAAGUGUGGUUUAAUGAAAACUGCAGAGGCACCCUU
This is a messenger RNA of Rhincodon typus (whale shark), 7825 nucleotides long. It is a transcript of the gene dcakd, whose product is annotated as dephospho-CoA kinase domain containing. The record is from RefSeq and is a predicted model, not a curated record. Gene Ontology annotation, biological process: coenzyme A biosynthetic process. The transcript is spliced from 6 exons. Gene Ontology annotation, molecular function: dephospho-CoA kinase activity; ATP binding. Lineage: Eukaryota; Metazoa; Chordata; Chondrichthyes; Orectolobiformes; Rhincodontidae. The coding region runs from base 183 to 1055 and encodes 290 amino acids.